AUGUCUGGUGAUGAUUAUUAUCAUUUCCCAAACAAUGCGGACAAAGAAGUGAUCUCUUCCUCUUGGAUCGAGAAGAAUAUACAGAUUGGUCCCUUGGGUGACAGCCCUUCUUUGUUGUAUAUGAUCCCCAAUGGUCUUUCUGACCCCGAGCACCCGGAGUGGGGAUCAUGGGGAGGUCGAUACGACCCUGUUGUAUGGGGUGAGGGCCACUUCGCGGAUAGUAUAGAUAUUCUGGUCGACGAAGACGGACGCACCAUGAUGGGCUCGCAGGUCACAAUUUGGCGAUGGAGGACAGCUUUCCAAAAUGACUUCAAAGCACGCAUGCAGUGGACGAUCCAGCCUGCUUUCGAUCAGGCAAAGCACGCACCCCUUGCAAUUGUCAAUGGAAGUUCCACCCGUGAGGUCUUGGAAUAUAUUGUUAUUCCAGAACAGGAGAUCACCUUCGACGCGUCGCAUUCCUGUAGUCCCGAUGGCGACGUGCUCUCCUACAAGUGGUGGCAAUAUCUGGAGCCGAGCUCCAAUCUCAACACGCCUAAACGGGAUGUGACUGUUUUGGAAAUCAAGGAUGCCGACUCGGCCACCAUCUCCAUUGAUCUCCCUUCGACCGAGACGCUGCGAAAGGCUGGUAGAGGUGUUCAUCCUCACGCGGAUAAACACUUGCAUCUCAUCUUGGAGGUCUCGAGUGGCUCACAGGUCGCCUACCGACGAAUCAUCCUUACUAUCAAGGGAGGCACUGAGGGUUCGCGGUCCAUCGGAUCAGCGGACCACGAUGACCUUUAA
Penicillium salamii is the source of this 780-nucleotide messenger RNA. Lineage: Eukaryota; Fungi; Ascomycota; Eurotiomycetes; Eurotiales; Aspergillaceae. The record is from the annotation of a GenBank genome assembly.